Molecule: messenger RNA, 684 nt
Organism: Opisthorchis viverrini
Lineage: Eukaryota; Metazoa; Platyhelminthes; Trematoda; Opisthorchiida; Opisthorchiidae
Exons: 4
Coding region: 1-684 (227 amino acids)
Source: RefSeq, a predicted model, not a curated record
AUGCACCUUGUUUACAAAACUGAAUAUCCAUCUUCUCCCUCAACGCGUCUUCCUGAACCUUCCUGGAUAUUCAUUGACUGUUACUCAAUUGCAAGCAAACGCUACAUAGCGACUCCACAAAUUCCAGACGCAAAGCGGAUUUACGAGAAAACAUACUACUCGCAUGCCCCCACCAGUAGUAUCACCGUUACACCAUCCCGGGCAUGCCCGAUCUCGCAUCAACCCCCCGUUCCGUACCCUCCAUUACCACAAAACUUCACAGUGUCCUCGCUGGCCCACCCAAACCCUGUCCAGUACAGCUGUUCGUUGCCCAGUUCUCCAAACGUUGUGAUUCUACCUCCACUAAUGUUCCUACCACGUAUCAUCAGUCCCUACAUUCCCGUGGCAGCGAGCCAGUCGAUGGUCACCUCGUGUUUCUUGGUCCAAUCGGAUCCAGCUGUGCGUGUUCCGUGUGCGGUCAAUUCCACUGUCACAGAUGCCCUCGUCACACCGAUUCCAACAGCGCUUCGUGAGCCUUCCCAAACAGCCACAUCCAGUAACAUCAGAUCUACCCCACCGAUCAGUCGACCUGCCGAACGCAACAUGAUUGCCAUCCUACCGAAGGAGCCCCCGUUGGUAAACUUGCAGACGCCUGCUGAGGCGCUCAGUAUUCGCACAAUGGAGUUGAAUUCUCGAAAGUUAUGA